Bactrocera neohumeralis is the source of this 3385-nucleotide messenger RNA. It is a transcript of the gene IKKbeta, whose product is annotated as inhibitor of nuclear factor kappa-B kinase subunit beta. Gene Ontology annotation, molecular function: IkappaB kinase activity; ATP binding. The record is from RefSeq and is a predicted model, not a curated record. The transcript is spliced from 6 exons. Gene Ontology annotation, biological process: tumor necrosis factor-mediated signaling pathway; positive regulation of transcription by RNA polymerase II; peptidyl-serine phosphorylation. NCBI's taxonomy places the organism in Eukaryota, Metazoa, Arthropoda, Insecta, Diptera, Tephritidae. Gene Ontology annotation, cellular component: cytoplasm; IkappaB kinase complex. The coding region runs from base 169 to 2382 and encodes 737 amino acids.
GUGUUUGUUAUUUUUCACAAAUUCGUUUCUGAUGUGAAGUGAUACGGAAGUAAAGUUGUUUUGGGGUCUUUUAUUUACCGUCAUAUAGUGCCCUGGUGUACAGUUAGAGUUUUUAAAAGUAAACAAAGUGUUCUGUGUGUAAACAAUUCGAUCGAAAAGUGUAUAAUAAUGAAUAAUUCUUUGGGUUCCUUUGGACAAUGGCAGCUCAUACGACAGCUGGGCAUAGGUGGCUUUGGAAACGUUCAUCAUUGGAAAAAUAUUGAAACCGGCGAAGAAAUUGCAACGAAAAGUUUAAAGGAGAAUCAUAACCUCAGCAAAGAUGAAAUCGCCAAACUACAACAACGGUGGCGACAAGAGAGCGAAUGGAUGAACCAACUACAGACACCCUACAUAGUGCGGGGUCUAAAUGAAAAAGUCGACAAGCCAUUUUUGGAGUAUCUAACACAGCAGCAUGCAUGGCUACCGCUACAGCCCAUCGUCAUGGAGUAUUGCAAUGGCGGUGAUUUGCGUGCACAGUUAUUGCUGGUGGAAAACACAAACGGUUUAAUAGAAUACGAGGUACGCGAAGUCUUGCUGGCACUACGUCAUGCAAUUGAGUUUUUGCACACAGAAUGUCGUAUUGAACACCGAGACUUGAAACCGGACAAUAUAGUCAUACAUCAGAUUGGCAGUCGGCGGUUGUAUAAGCUCACCGAUUUCGGUUUCGCACGUAGUAUUAGUGAGAACACGAUGCUGAAAAGCAUCGUCGGCACAAGAAACUACGUCGCGCCAGAAGUUCUCGACACGGCUGAAUAUAAAAAUACCGUUGACUACUGGUCAAUGGGAGUGAUUGCAUUCGAAUUGAUCUGUGGCAAUCUGCCUUUCAUUCCACAUCAACAGUUAUAUAGCAUAGUAACAAAUAUACGAAAGAAAAAGGAAAGCUGUAUUGCCAUCACGGAGGAUUUCUAUGAAAAUAAAUUUGAAUUUAAUGAGCAUAUUCCAUUUGAAAAUCGCAUGAGUACUGUAUUCUUAAAAUCCAUCGAAGCGUGGUUAACCAUAGCGCUAGAUCAAAACUACAGUACGCGCGGCAAACGUCUGUCACCAUUGACACAGGAACGUGUGCUAACAUUUUAUAGUGAGCUGGACACGAUUUUAUCGCAAAAAGUGUUGACGAUAUUUUAUUUGCCCACCUUAACAUUUUACUCAUACAUAGUCACACCUGAGAUGAGCUUGCGCGAUUUUAGAGAUAUGAUCAAAAGAGAUAUUGGCAUAGAGAACUUUUUUUGCAUUUUUCCAACCGGUCAUCCACGGCCUGAGCUGUCGCAUACUUACAAGCCAAUCGAUUUUUUUGUGGAGGAAUGGCAAGUUACACGCGAUGCCAAUAAUCCACCGGCGAUGCUGUAUAUUGCGAGUAUAGACACAGAAUACACGAUGCCCACACCGCAUAUUCCUUCAUAUAUAAAAAAAUAUUUUAAUGCUAAAGUUGUAUUACCCGAGAGCGUCGUGAAGAUUAUAGAGCAAAGCACACACUUUUUGCUCAGCAACGAACAACUGCAUCUAGAGGCUUUUGUCAGUGGCUUAAAAGAACAAGCGCUCACCGCUGAGCAUGAAAUAUUCCAGUACAAUACAGACAUUAAAGGAAAUAAAUUGGAGCAUUACUUUCAUGCGCUCACAGAAAUGCAUGGUCGCGUAGAACAGUUCGCCAUUGGCAUUGAAGCGGCGAAGGAAACGUGUAACAUGCAGGGCGCAAGAUGCGAAAAUUUCUUCAACGAUUGGUGUGCUAAAGCCGAAAAAUUCAAGACGCAUAUGGCUGAGUUAGAGGCACUGAAAACCAAAGUUAGCCGAUAUUAUAAGUCCGGUUUAAGGCGCGCCAAGGAAAUGGCGCUCAAUCAAAUUUUUGAUGAGCUAAAAAAUAAGGAUGUAUACAAACUUAAGGAGUUUAGACGACACCUAGGUAUUGCAUCGACAGAACGUUUAGAAGUCUGUAAAACUGCCGUGUACGAUUGUCUAAGUCAAAGGGAGAAAACAAUUAUGAACGAACAUUUGAAAUUUGCUUAUUCCACGAUAAAUUCGGUGCAAAAGGAAUUCGCAUUAUUGCAGAGUAUCGUCGACAACAGCUUAAAUCGGUUGAUACAAAUGCGCAAUACUUUACACCAAAAUACAUUGGAAUUUCAUAAAACGAUGAUUGAUUUAUACAUAAACGGCAAUAGGUGCAAUGCCUAUCUGUCACAAGAUGGCGAUGCGCCAACAUUUGUGAAUGGCAAUGCUGCGAGCAGCAUUAACGAACUAUUCCAGUACCCAGUGCAGUCAUUGAUUGAUGAAGCUACGGAGCGUAUGAUGCAAAUGGAUAUUGAUGAUGAUGCAAAUAGGAAUAAUGAUCUCCCAGCUACCAUAACUGAUUAGCUGACAUUUUUCACCUUUUUCGCAAUGCAUUGUGCCGAAAAUAUUAUUAGCGUUAGUUUAUAAUUAUAUAUAAGCUAAAUAUGACUGAUUGUGAUAGUACAUAUAUAUCUAACACAUUUAAAAGUUUAUAUAAAUAUAAAGUAUAUAAAUGGUUUUUAUACUUUAAAUUAUAUAAAUUGUGCUUAAAAGCACAGCUGCCAUGCGGUAAAAGCCAAGUUACAAAAUUUACUACCAAAUUAAAGUAUGUAAUUUAAGGCAGUCACAAAAUGAUUAGCACAUAAGCACUCUCACAAAGCAUGACGCAUUUUUUGCUAGUAAACUUAAAGUUAAAAUAAAGUGAUUUUAUUAAAUAUCGUAUCUAUAAGGUACGUCAUAUUUUAAGUCCUUAUCUUAGACAUUGAAUAAUUUUGAAAAAAUCAAAUCAAUCGUGUAGUAAUCGCAUUUAAGAAGGCUUUACUUAACUUCACUCCUUCGAUAUAGCACUGGUUUUGGCACGAAUGCUGCCGUUGAGCUCGUGUAUUGUCCGCGCAUUAUCAAAUAUUGCCUUAAGAAGGUGCCAGUGUGAGUCAAAUCUAGAGCUCGUGGUGACUAGUUAAUGGCCAUCUUUUUUCGACAACCAACAUCCAAGCGUUUGUUGUUGCAUAAACCGAAUGUUGGUGGGCGAACUUAAUGCACCAACAUCCAACUAUAUCGAUUUCCUUGCACUGUUUCGUUUGGAACUAUUAAAUGUUUAACUUUAAAUAAUAUUUCUUUAAAAUUAAGCUAUUUUUCAUAGCGAACAAUUUCCAUGUAUCUGAUUUAUAUACAUACGUACAAUAAUAUGUAAAUGUCAAAAAUCAUUUAUCACUGUAUGCAUUUUUUGUUAUGUUUAAGCAUGGAUUUUAUUGCAAACUAUUAUCUAUUAUAGGGUAAAACCCUUUUUUUUUAAGAAAGUCUAUGUGACCAUAUUGAUAACUUUGUAAGUUGAAUAUGUUAAAAAAAUAAAAAGAGACAAAAGACAAAA